GUAUUCUCUACGGAAAUCGCGUCGCGGUAGCAUCCACGCGAGUUUCUCCAGCAUUCAGUAAUAUAUUCGCGUAAUCGCGCAUAAUGAUGUUAUAUGCGAGAUGUGAAAGAGGAGAGACUCAACGAACAGAGGACGAGAAACUAGAUCGUUCUGCUCGGGAGUUUUUCUUUUUAAAGAAAACGUAAACCGAGUAAAUCCUCGUACCUGGUGUCUGUCGGAGAAGAUGGCGGCCACGGAGUCAAAAUCGGAGAGCGUUUUGAGCAAGGAAAUGGUGACGAACGAAUUGCCCGCGGACACUCGAAUCAAAAUCGAAAGCUAUGAUUUCAAGGCACUCGACGUUUUCUUUUACAUCCUAUCCGUCGGUACUUUCCUGGCUGAUAUCGUAACAGAUGGAUUAGCAUUUGCUGAGUAUUUGUCCGAUGGCCAUUUGUUCUGGGCUUAUUUUACUCUGGGCCUUAUGCUGGUACCGACUGCCAUUAUUCAAUUGUUUAGUCUAAGAUGGCAUCAUACGGAUGGUUCUCUCACUGCAAUUCAUUGGAUGCUGCAUUUAUUACUAUUGGGCAUAGUGCACAGAUAUGUAGUUUUAUUGUGUGCUGCAAUAGAGUCUUUAAGGUGUGGACAGUCGACAAAACCAAAAGAUUGGGUACGCAGGCAACAAAGUGAUAUUUGUAUGUUACAUCUCUUUGAAUCAUUUAUGGAAGCUGCACCACAGCUCUUAUUACAACUUUAUAUCAUGGCUGUAUUACAAGACAUACCAUUUUGGACAAGUGUCUCAGCUACCACAUCACUCUGCUCUAUGGCGUGGGCUGUAGCUGCCUAUACAAGGGCUAUGCGCCGAAUGCCCACAGAUAAACACGAGUCAACAUGGCCAGGACUGACUCUUCAAGCUUUCUGGAGAGGUGGGAUGCUGGCCUCCAGAAUGGCAGCAUUGGUCCUGGCUGCAGUCUGUGUGAGAAAAUGGAUUUUUCUGCUUCUGGGAAUACAUUGGUCAUGCAUGACUAUCUGGGUGAUACUUCAAAAUACCAAUUUCUGCCCAACUGUCUGGGAGGAACGUGUCUACAAUUGCAUAAUUGGUGUGAUAUAUUGCUUCGACUUCUUCAAUUUACGUGAAGGUCGUUCUCGUUAUCGUGUACUUGCCUUUUACCUGAUAACUGUGGCACAAAAUACGAUCUUCCUUACGAUCUACGUUGUUUACUUUAAGGAUACCGUGAAAUCCGACGUAAUGACAACAUCGACCAUCACUAUAGCUGGUGGUACGUUAAUAGGUUUAGUCAGUCUUUUGCUGUACUAUAGUAAAUUUCAUUCUGUGGGUCAUGGGAGGGUUUGCAAGAACGUCAAGAUGGAUCCAGAAAUGGCGUCGAACAGUACCAUUGAGAGGACAGGAACAUUAAGAUCGUUGAAACAUCGCUGGCACGGUUCUGCAGUCUCCAUACCGCGCACGAUAGAUCUUUCGGAAGUAACGAUAAUGUCGGAUGAUAUAACGGCUGACAAGAAAUCUCUGCUGACGAAUAUCGUGCAGAGUUCAGAGUUCGUGGAAGAGGAAGGUAUAAUAAAUGGUACGUGCGAGGUAUCCGACGAAGGUGAAACGACGGUAUGCGCGUUGGUGGAGAGCAAUAAAUCCGUGGAUUAUCAAGUUGAAACUGUUCAAAAUUCAACAAACACGGUAACAGCGCAAAAUAUGGAAUACGACGUUCUGUGCGCUAAGAAAUCUUGCGAGGCAAAUGCUUGUCAGACAAAGUUCGAUUCGAGUGCUGCGGAAGUGAUCGUAGAGGAUGAAUACAUAGAGUGCGACAUAGUAGAGACCCUGAGACGUCAGAAGCGAAGAGGAAUUUGUUCACCAGUUGAACUGGGCUUGGAUACCGACGAAUCGAAAUCUGAGGAUCCGAAAUCCACUUUAAGAUCUCAGAAGCGCAGAGGCAUUUGCUCCUCGGCUCAGCUUGGAUUAGAACUAGUGACCAAUGAGGAUAAUUACGUCGAGAAGAACUUUACGUUUGAGCGACGUAGACCAAUCGUAGCGACCGGAUCCGAAGCUGAAUUGAAAUUAGAGGAUUUGGACUCUUAUAACAAUGCCUUGGAAGCAGCCAUUUCGGUAAUGAAUAUCGAUGAAAUACCUGAUAAUAUAAAGGACAGGGAACGUUUGAACACUCCAGUGAGCGAGACAAGUGAUAAGACUCUGGAGAAAGUUAAAAUUUUGGAGGAACCAGCUCAAAAGGAGGAAGAGACAAUGAGUCACGUGACGUCGGUUCAUGACUAUGAAAAUGUGUGUCCUCUGGGUAUAGCCAGACCUCCCUGGUGUAUACGUAGUUGGAAAGGAUAUACCGAUAUAGAGACCUACAUCCAUGACGAUAGCGUCGUCAGAGACAGACGUAGGGAUACUUUGACAAGCUCUGCGACUGGGACGACUUUUAGCUCUGAAUUUUCGGAUGCAACUUGUGCAAGUCCUCUAGCGCGCAGAGCUUCGAAACGCUCUCGACAGGACGAUUACAUGGACACUCUGGUGUACGACCUGGUCGAUUGGGAACCGAGCUUGAUGUCGAAUGAGGAAGCCUCGAUGCCAGCAUUGUCGGAUAUCGAUGAACAGGAAACCAGUCUCUUCAUGGCCAAACCUAUAGUCAUCGAUGAGAAGGGUGGGAUGUUUGCGUUGGAUACCAUAAUGGAGGAACGUGAAGAUUCCUCGACCAAUUUGGAUAUAGGUAUUAACUUGAAAAGAGCGACAAACUGUACGGCUAGUACUCUUGUGGCGACCAUAGAUGAAAUACGUAAAUGCACAGCAGAGAAUUCACCGAGACACGUUUACCAUAGGACUGAAUUGCAGUGGGAAGACCUUGAGCCUAAGAUAUUCUUGAGGAAAGCACAGCUUGCCAAGGCGCUGUCAUCCUCAGGUGACUUCCACGAGGUAGAAACACGCGACGGGAACAUCCUACGGUCAUUGGACGACUGCAUGUCGUUUUCUGCUGGCGGAAAUGACGAAAUUGAAAUCAUACGUGAAUUGGCCAAGCGCAAUUCGACUGGUUCCAGUGGCAAGACGCCUUUAAUCAAUGCUAUCCUUUCUGAUUCACCGAUUCUUGGACCCAAAGCAAAGAUGCAAAAAUACAGCAGCAUAGCAGACAGUUUGCAUCUGAGUAGCUUGGAGGAACAUAAUGUCUACGUUGAGAUGAAACCGCUGGUUCCUGAAAAGUCCGAAGAUACUCGAGAAUUUUCAUUGAGCACUUCACUGAUCUCGGCUCAGGACGCAACGGUCGUACAGAAGGACGAAUCCACAAUUUCGGAAAUGACGUGUCAAGGUACUGGGCGUCUAUCAAAAUUACCAAAAGCAUCUUCCGUAAAUGUGCAAAUGCCUUCUGAUCAUCAGGAAUCAAAUUUAUCAACGUCAACAGAAAAGUCAAGCACUGUACAAGACAAGGAGAAGAACGUUCUAUCGGCAAAUGUAUUGACCCUCUGUCCAAGUGAUUUAACGUCUUCCCUGAUGUUGUCAAAGAAAGGAUCGUCCCAGGUGGCGCUGAUAAACAGUCCCUACUCGAUAACUGGUCACGUACCCUGCGAAAAACGUAGAAGAACCGUUAAUCGUCCCAGAAGGAAGUUUUCCUUAUUAAGGGAGAGAUUCGAGCCGAAAUCGGAGCGGCUCGUUUAUACGGUGACACCGCGUAACGGCACCUCCUUUCAGGCGGAUCAAUCGAAAUCAAAUAAAUUGGAUGAUCAAGUGUCGAUUAUUUUCAAAAAAUCGCCGGUUGAUAGACUUGCCGUUUUUUAUGACAAGGAAAAUCUUACACCUGCUGUCACCAGUCGUAUCAGCCACUGGAACAGCUUCAUACAUGGACAAAAUUGUGCUGAACCUGAGAAGCACGACAUGAACGUAUCGCUCAGCAACGAAGAGUCCAGUCUGAAGGAAAGGAGAAGCAUCUUUCUGAAGCAGGUAUUGUCGCCGCCAAAGUUUCAAAGUUGGGGUAAGAAGAGGACGUUCAGUCCAAAUGCCAAAGUCGUUCCUAAGGCUCUCUGAAUGAUAUACGCAUAUCUAGAGACUUUGAUGUCUUCCAUUAACUUCUUUCCUAUAUCUUAUUAAUAUUAAUUAUAAUUAUAAUAAUCAUUACAAUUUUCGAUCUCACGGCCAGUAUAGUUAGAGCCUAGGUGCGCAGCCUUGCUCGUUAUCUAAAAGCUGGUAUUUCUUAUAACUCCCACAAGGUUCCAAUAACUAUUUUUUACCAAUUUAUAUUGAUCGUAUAAUAUACACAUGUAUGUCUUUGUCACUGCGUCAAGAAAUGCCCGGUUAAGAGAUUUUUGAUUUAUUAUUUUUUUUAUAUACUUUUAUGCUUGUCGAAGCUGCAUUUAUUAAGGUCUGAAAAACCCAUCCGUCCACCACACGGGGUGUGUAUAUAAAUAUAACUUUAUGAUAUAUAUAUAUAUAUAUACACACAUAUAUAUAUUAUAUAUUUUUAUUCUUCUAUUCGUUUAAUAUAAUUUUGAUACUAUGGAAUAUUUGUAUAUAAAUAUCUCUUGCAAGAGUCAAUUGCAGAGUAUAUCAUCGAUUUAUAGAUUGCGCAGAGGUAUAUUUUAACAGUUAUGACAUACUAAUGUACAAGCAAAGUAUUACAAAUAGUAAUGACGUAAUUUAAGUCUCACUAAUUUG
This is a messenger RNA of Cephus cinctus (wheat stem sawfly), 4624 nucleotides long. RefSeq lists its product as uncharacterized. Gene Ontology annotation, cellular component: plasma membrane. The coding region runs from base 224 to 3997 and encodes 1257 amino acids. Gene Ontology annotation, biological process: engulfment of apoptotic cell; apoptotic process involved in development; phosphatidylserine exposure on apoptotic cell surface. The record is from RefSeq and is a predicted model, not a curated record. Lineage: Eukaryota; Metazoa; Arthropoda; Insecta; Hymenoptera; Cephidae. The transcript has 5 exons.